Messenger RNA from Macadamia integrifolia, 1254 nucleotides. Its product is annotated as UPF0301 protein BF2109. Lineage: Eukaryota; Viridiplantae; Streptophyta; Magnoliopsida; Proteales; Proteaceae. The record is from RefSeq and is a predicted model, not a curated record. The coding region runs from base 158 to 1075 and encodes 305 amino acids. The transcript has 2 exons.
AUACAAUUGGCCUCGUCUCUUAGUUAUAUUUUCUUCUUAUCCUUCAAAACAUCGAUCUAUCCCAUACGAGAAACCCUAAAAAUAAAUUGGGGGAAAAGCAAACGAGGAGACACGGAAGAUAGUGGAGGAGCGAUCUAGCAGAGAAACAAGUUAGCAGAUGAUGAUGAUGGCGAUGACGAGUCUGGAUACUUCUUUCUUUACCUCUCCCAAGUCUCUUGAAGUACUCGUCCUUUCAAUCAAACCCAGAUUCACCUUCUUCUCCAACAACACUAGGCGGAAGAGAUCCUCUUUGUCAUGUUGUCAUCUUGGAUCGCCGGUGCCGGAGGAUGAUAAUAAGCCGUCAAUAAAUGCUGACUGGAGAUCAUUUCGGGCGAGGUUAGUCGCCGGAGAACUCGCCUCCAGACCGGAAAAUUCUUCUUCCAACUCGGUCGAUCCAGACACAGUAGAGGUAGAGGAUCACCCUCCACUUGAUACUUCCAUCGGAGACAAGUGGGCCCACACCCUACCUGAGCCGGAGAGAGGUUGCUUACUAAUAGCGACAGACAAGCUGGAUGGGGUCCACAUCUUUGAACGUACGGUUAUCCUCAUCCUAUCUAUGGGUCCCGUGGGUCCCACUGGGAUUAUACUGAACCGACCGUCGUUGAUGUCCAUCAAGGAGACACGAUCCACGGCCCUCGACAUGGCCAGUACAUUCUCCGAUAUGCCCCUGUUCUUUGGUGGGCCUGUGGAGGAAGGAAUGUUCUUGGUGAGCCCAGGCCCCAAUAAGGAGGGGUCUGAGGAUGGAGUUGGGAAGAGUGGGGUGUUUGAGGAAGUCAUGAAGGGGUUGUACUAUGGGACCAAGGACAGUGUAGGAUGUGCAGCUGAGAUGGUGAAGAGGAAUGUAGUUAAGGCAGGGGAGUUUAGAUUCUUCGAUGGGUGUUGUGGUUGGGAGAAGGAUCAGCUGAAGGGGGAGAUCAAAGCAGGUUAUUGGACAGUGGCAGCUUGUAGCCCAACUGUAAUUGGGCUUACUGCUGUUGAGUCUGCUGGGCUAUGGGAAGAGAUUUUACGGUUAAUGGGCCAAAGAAAAGUUUCGUGACUUUUUAAUGUUCAUCUUAGGCCUUAGCACACUUGGGCUUAGGGCUUCUUUUUAGUUGACUCUUUUUCUAUUUUUAUUUUAUUAUUAUUUUUUUUUUUCAGUCUUCCAAGUACUAUUAAUUUGGUUCAAAAUAUCUUAAUUUGUUAAUCCUAUGGAAUAUAAUAUGACACAUUUGAUCA